Manihot esculenta (cassava) is the source of this 327-nucleotide messenger RNA. RefSeq names its product transcription factor UPBEAT1. Gene Ontology annotation, biological process: regulation of DNA-templated transcription. The record is from RefSeq and is a predicted model, not a curated record. Bases 1 to 327 code for a protein of 108 amino acids. The transcript has a single exon. Lineage: Eukaryota; Viridiplantae; Streptophyta; Magnoliopsida; Malpighiales; Euphorbiaceae.
AUGGUCCAAGACAGCGAAGAACUGCAGCCAGUGUUGGAAUCCCAAGCCAGGAGAAGGUGGCAAAUGAUUAGGAAACAAAGGGUUACAAGGAAAAAGAGAUCAAGAAGAGUGUUAAGGAACAGAAGGACACGUCUAGAAGGAUCUAGCUCAAGAGCCGCAAAUGGAAUCCAUAGAAGAGUUAGGACCCUGAAGAAGCUAGUACCCAACAGCGAAUCUAAAGGACUGGAAGGGCUUUUCAGAGACACAGCUGACUACAUUUUGUCUUUGCAAAUGAGAGUUAAAGUCAUGCAGAUAAUGGUCAAGGUAUUGACAGGUUCUGAUGAGUGA